UUUGUAAACACUCUUCUCUUCGUCAGGGUCACUGAUGCUUUUUUUCCCCCUCCUCUUGUCUUUCUGUCACAAUGUGCUUCAGAAGAGAUGCCGGGAAAACAUAGAGGAAAGGAGCAACGAGUGUGAAUUUCUUAUGAUCUCGAAGAAACCUGAGCCUCACGUGGCGAGUGAGGCCUCAUGGACGGAGCAUGCCAUGUGCUAGAGCGGUGAGGCAGUGGGAGAUCAGGCCCACGUCUGCUCUGUGGGUGAUCAGACGCACCAGGGCCCUGAUGUGGCAGUGGAUACGGGGACUCGUCCGGGCCUGCCGGCAUGGUGUGGGAUACCCAAUGAACUACAAUGACCCGAUCCAAGAGGAACAGGAGAUGGUGUGCCUUGAGCCCAUGGGAUCAGAGCGGAUGGAGAUGCGAAAGAGGCAGAUGUCGGUGCAGCAGGAGUCGGCAGCAGGGGGAACUGCACCGGCCCAGCAGGGCCAGCCGGGCCAGGCCAACCCACGGGGCUCAAACGCAUGUUGCUUCUGCUGGUGCUGCUGCUGUAGCUGUUCCUGGAAUGAAGACCGGGAUGAAAGGAACCGAAAGGCUUCUUAUGACGUCAAGGAAGGGACCGCAGACUGUGAAGACUGUCCUAAGCCCACGCUGGAGGAGGUACGCUUAUGGGGGCAGUCGUUUGACAAGCUGAUGUGUUGCCCAGCGGGGAGGAACUCCUUUCGACAGUUUCUUCGCACUGAGUUCAGCGAGGAGAACAUGCUCUUCUGGUUAGCCUGUGAUGAGUUCAGCCAAGAGACCAAUAAGAGCACGAUAGAGGAGAAGGCUCGGGUCAUCUACGAGGACUACAUCUCCAUUCUCUCACCUAAAGAGGUGAGCCUUGACUCCCGUGUGCGUGAGGCGAUCAACAGGAACAUGCAGGAACCCAACUUGCACACAUUCGACGAUGCCAAGCUGCAGAUCUACACACUAAUGCAAAGAGACUCGUAUCCCCGCUACAUGAACUCCGCAGCCUACAAAAACCUGCUCAACACUCUGUCAGAGCAGUCCCCCGAAUCUUAGGUGUAGGAUUACAUGAACCGGGCCUCGGGCCUGGCCCCUCCCAGGGAUCUCAGCGCUAAUGUGAUCUGCACCUGACCGAAGACACUCAGGUCUCAAAAUCUCCCGAGGGCUCGACAUCACAAGUACUGCUACGGAUCAACAUAGCAAAACACUCCAAAGGAAUAUGAAUACAUUUUGUUUCUGUUUUCUUUCUUUUGAUAGAAAUAAUCUAUUUUAUUUGUGUUCAGAGUUUUUUAUGGUCUGUUGUUUUUUUGUAUAAUUGUUUGGGGGGAAAAUGAUUCCUACUGUAGACUAUAUAUUUAUGAGUUUGUAAAUAGUAAAAAUGGAAUUGUGGGUAUUUUAUGUAGAAACGCCUGGUUCUAUUUACUGCGUAUGAAAAUCAAAGCUCAAGUCAAAGGCUACAUGUUAGCUCUACUUGCAGGCAGCUUUGUGGGGUACUGUAUGAUUUUAACUUGGUUUCACCCUGUUUUGUUUCCUAACCUCACACUUUGGUACCUGUGACAGCGACUUGGCAACUCCAGUCCAUGUAGAAACUGUGCGUGAUUGAAACAACUGUAAGUGUGGUUAUCAGAGAAAUAACAGAAAGUGACACUAGCUAUUGCAAUUUGUUUCCAUAAGAAACUCAAAUCAAUGAUGGAAGGGUAUUUUAACUUUCUUUACUCAGUCUCUUAACCACAGAAGAUUGCCUAUUUAAGAUUUAAUGUUGUUUUUUUUUUUUAUUCAAGUGUUACUCAAUGCACACCUCAUAGGUUUAAUAUAGUUUUACCAGUGUGACAUAAGAACCUAUGUAAAUCUAUUUACCAGAUAAAGUAUUUUUUAUUUAUUGAUAUCUAUUGCCAAUACAGAAAUACCAACAAGUACAAAUUAUAUUUAAGUUCUAUGGUGGAGUAAACUAUACCAUUAGGUUAGGUAGGUAAAUCCCCGGAACACUUUAUUUUAUGAGUAAUUUCCUGUAAUUCCCUAUUAACUUCUUGGCUGUUUCCUAAAGAAGAACUAAGAAAUUUGGUAGUAGUUUUGGAGAAAAUAAGAAUUGUGCCAUUUAAACCCAUGUAAAUAUAAAUGUAUUAUUCAUAUAUGAUUGGAAACUUACAGGAAUAGAAGACAGUUUGGAAAAUUUGGUUAUUCACUUGCUAUUGGACUUGCUGCUAAAUGUAAAGCUACAGUGAGAGGCCAGUUAGCUUAGCUUAGCACAAAGCCUGGAAACAGGAAAACAGCUAUCCUGACACUGUUCAAAGGUUAAAAGAAAAAUCUGCCUAUCAGCAGUUUUAAAGAUAUAUCGAAGAUAUCUUGUAUGUUUAAUCCAUACAAAACGUCUAAAACAGACAACCAGUGGCGAACUAAAGGAAGUUCCUGCUCCCAGCCAACAAAUAGUCUGCCACAAAACCACCCAUUAAAACAGCUAUUUUCAGAUUUUAUACUUUGAAUGGAUUAAACAAACAAGAUAUUGUGUGUUAAAAAGCUUUAGAGGUGCUGGUAGGAGGGUUUUGUAACUGUUGGACAGAGCCAAGCUAGCUGUUUAUACCUAUUUCCAUUCAUUAUGCUAAGCUAAGCUAGUCUAUUGGUCAGAUAUGAGAGUGAUAUUGAUUUUUCUCAUCUAAUAAAAGCAAAUAAAUUGAUUUAAUUCUCCAUUUAAGUAAUUUUGCCUGGAGACAAAUUUGAGUUUUUUUCAUGUUUAGCUGACAAUUAUUUAAAAUUAAUUAACUGGACGUUACUGCCUCUACCUUUACUAAUAAUUAAUUCUUAAAUUGUAGUUCUUCUCAGGAAACUUAUUGGAAAUUAGUAGGAAAUUACAGACAGCAUCACUGAGAUUUGUGAGAAAAUGUUUGAUAGCUCGUGGAGUCGUUUGUGUAUCAUCCUGCAAGAUUUUGACUUAAAAAUCGGUUUUAAAAUCCCACCUGCAAUAUAAAAUUGACUUCUGAUUAAAACUGACUCUGGGGGUCAGGCCAGGUUAGCAGCAACACCAAAGCUACCACGUAAACUGUGUUCAUACGCUUGUCGAAAAGCGUUUCCAUUGACUAAAAUUGGAGUUGCCAAGUGUUAAAUACGUUUAUGUAUUCUGAUAGUUUUAGUUGAAUUACUUUGUUGCCUCACAAACAUGUCACUCAAAGACAAGAUCCUCACAUGGGGAAGUGCCUUGACAUUAAAUUUUAUGACAUCUUUCUCAUGGGCAACAGUUGUUUUCAGACUCUUGCCAUAAGGGUGGUUACUGGAGCACGAGACCAGUUUACUGGAAAUUGUCCCUUUCUUUGGCCAAACUAUCGCAUGUGUUUUGUCUUGAUUCCUUAGUCGUGACUACAUCAGUCCAUUUUGGUAGCGCUACCAAACAAUAUGGCGGAGGGUGAUGACAACACAUGUCUUUAUUUGCUGAGGACAAAAAGAUCAAUGGAUAGGGCUGGUUGAUCUGAACUUCUUGCCAACCUGUGUGCUUCACAGUGGCACUUUUACUUGUCUUAGAGUUAACUUUAACUUACUAUGUGCAAUUUGAGCAGAUGGAUACACCGCGCAGAUCAACCUCAAAACACAAUCUAAGCCAAUGGUUUGGAGUGAUGCCUAUACAUGUUGUUUCUUCUUCUGUUUACUAUAUGAAAUGUGUUAUUUUGCGCUGAGUUUACUGAAGAAUACAUUUUUAAAAAACAAAUAAUGUGAAUGUUUACAGUAUAUGGUUUAGUUUUUUUUUUCUGCUACUCUCCAAGAAAAUAAUGACUUGUGGGCAUUUUGAUUGAGAUAAAAUAAAGCACAAUAAUUUUA
Dicentrarchus labrax (European seabass) is the source of this 3791-nucleotide messenger RNA. RefSeq names its product regulator of G protein signaling 20 (gene rgs20). The transcript is spliced from 6 exons. Lineage: Eukaryota; Metazoa; Chordata; Actinopteri; Moronidae. The record is from RefSeq and is a predicted model, not a curated record. Bases 189 to 1043 code for a protein of 284 amino acids.